Molecule: messenger RNA, 3802 nt
Organism: Megalobrama amblycephala (Wuchang bream)
Lineage: Eukaryota; Metazoa; Chordata; Actinopteri; Cypriniformes; Xenocyprididae
Gene: trhra
Product: thyrotropin-releasing hormone receptor a
Exons: 2
Coding region: 1041-2270 (409 amino acids)
Biological process (GO): phospholipase C-activating G protein-coupled receptor signaling pathway
Cellular component (GO): membrane
Molecular function (GO): thyrotropin-releasing hormone receptor activity
Source: RefSeq, a predicted model, not a curated record
AACAAUCCAAUCAAUUCCUGAUGGACAAAGUCAAGUCCCACCCUACAUUUUUUCUUUUUCGAAAAGCCUUUUCACUCUGAUAUACAUCACUAUAGGGAAGAAAAGACUAGUGCGGCUUCUGUUUCAUGUGGACUUGAAUGUUCCAAAGCUAAAAGGUCUGCACAGAUAAAGCUGUAGCUUUUUUCCCACUUCCUCAAAAAUGAUUUCAUUUGAGUCACAGUGAUUUUCUCUCAUCAUAAAUACACAGAAAACUGUUAAGCCCUUUAAGACCUGUGCAUCCUCAAUAGACUCAGUUAAGUGCCAAUAAUGGCUCUCCUCUGGGUGUAAACCUCCUGCAUUCUACAGAUGAAAAAUCAAACUUGGCCAACCUUCCUGGGCUUGGAUCAAUCUGUAUCCUUAUCAUAACCCUUGUAACAAACAGCCUAAAAGCAAGCACUAUCAGUUCUGAUAUAAACAUAUAUAACCAAAGCAAACUGACGUUUAAACAAACACCAUAUUGCAGAGCAACAUUGUAAUUAGAACGUGAAAUGGACCUAUAUUUAGUUUUUUUUUUUCUUUUUUUUUUUUCAGUUUUGGCGAGAAACCUAUAAUUGAACAGACACUUCCUCUCUCGCUUUCUGCGGCAUUACGCACUGCACAACCUGCCCUUACUGACGCUCUCGGUCUCGUAUUAGGGUUACAGGGGUCUUAGACCAUAUCAGCCUGUUCAGCCCUGGGCGGUGCAACACCUCUGUCAGCUCUCUGCAGUUAUGCACACCAGGGAAAGGAUUUUUAUAUAUCACACAAAUUAUCACGGACACAUUCUUGGCUUCGCACCAAACGAAAACGCGUUCAUUUUCAUCUCUGAGAUCUAAAGUCUGCUGUGAGCGGGAGCGUUUUUUUUUUUUUUUUUCUCCAGAAGGACAUUUAAAACGGCAAAAAAAAAAUUAACUUUAAGGAAUUUGCUUUCUCUGGAAUAGUUAAAUAUGACCUUUUUGCGCGCGUCCUGGAGAGCUGAAAAGUGAUUUUUGCGCAAAAAAGGAAACAAAUCGAAGUAGAGCAUGGAUAACGGCACUAUAUUAAAAUUAAACGGCACUAUCUUCAAAUUAAACAACAACACUACUUCGUUAUGGACUGAUUAUAGUGUCGAAUACAAGGUCGCGAGCAUCUUAUUAGUGAUUCUUAUUUGUGGAGUUGGAAUUGUUGGCAAUAUUAUGGUCAUUCUUGUGGUUUUAACGACCAAGCACAUGCGUACCCCAACUAACUGUUACUUGGUGAGCCUGGCAGUUGCAGACCUUAUGGUCCUAACGGCAGCAGGGCUGCCCAACAUCACCGAGAGUCUGUUCGGUGGCCAUUGGGUGUACGGAUACGCCGGGUGCCUCUCCAUAACUUACUUUCAGUACCUGGGCAUCAACGCAUCAUCCUGCUCCAUCACAGCCUUCACCAUUGAACGCUACAUCGCCAUUUGCCACCCGAUAAAAGCGCAGUUUAUGUGCACCCUCUCCAGAGCCAAGAAGAUCAUUGUUUUCGUUUGGGUUUUAACUUCCCUCUAUUGCGUUAUGUGGUUUUAUCUUUCCGACACGACAGAGAUCGUUUUUGACAACGCUGUCCUCGUUACAUGCGCCUACAAAGUAUCCAGAAACCUGUAUUUGCCAAUAUAUUUCACAGACUAUGCGGUGUUCUACGUUAUCCCGCUUUUGCUGGCCACUGUUUUAUAUGGAUUGAUCGCAAGAAUUCUUUUCCUCAACCCACUGCCGUCGGAUCCCAAGGAAAGUCGAAGAAACUGGAAGAAGGAGUCAUCCGUGCAUGGGAACUCCAGGAGUUCCUCCAGCAGCACGACUGCUGCUUCUCGCAGACAGGUGACAAAGAUGCUGGCAGUGGUGGUGAUUCUCUUCGCCGUGCUGUGGAUGCCCUAUCGGACGCUGGUGGUGGUCAACUCCUUCCUCAAGGAAGCCUAUCUGGACACCUGGUUCCUUCUGUUCUGCCGUCUCUGCAUCUACAUGAACAGCGCCAUCAACCCGAUCAUCUACAAUGCCAUGUCGCAGAAGUUCCGCGCCGCCUUCCAAAAACUGUGCCAUUGCAGGCCCCAGCGCUCCGAGAAGCCCCCCACGUACAGCGUGGCCCUCACGUACAGCGUCAUCAAGGAGACCUCCAAUGGAGAAAGCCCAGACCACUACACCACAGAGCUAGACGACAUCCGCGGAGCCGCCGAAGAGCUCCUGCCUGAGAGGAAAAGGUUGUCAUUUAAAGAGUCCUCACUAGCUUCUAAAGGCACAUUGGCUAGCGCUUAGCUCCUUGAUGGUAUGUGUUGAUUAGGUUGCUUAGUUUGCAGUUUCACAGUGCCUCAGAGUGCCCUAUAUUGGAGUUGGCGCCACAUGAAUUUUGACAAUCACAGAAUUUAAUUUGCAGAUUUGAAACAAAGCAGAUUUAUUCAUAACUUUCUAAACUAGACUAGUAUGUUGGCUGAAGACCAAAAUAGGCCUUUUCCAGUCCUGUGCAGGUGGGGUAAUGAAUGGUUGAAUGAUUGAACAUGACAGGUGAUGGUAGAUUUGGAGGUGAUUGAGUGUGUGAGCUCAGGGGGGAAUUCUCUGGUACUUCCACUCAGAAGAUUUGUACCACUGUGGACUCAAAGCACUAGCACUGUGGUCACCGUGGUAAGAGCCACAUGCAUCACUGCUAAAUCAUCACUCUGGAAAACUAGUUCCAGGAACAUUUGUCACGUUGAUACUCACACUGCGCUCUGAAAAAAUUGGACAGUUGAUUACUUCUCGGCUUACAUUUGUUUCAAUUGUAAGCUCAAUUUUACAAUUGUAGGCUCAAAUGUAUCCUGCCCAAUCUUUUGCAAAGGAGUAUAAAAUUACCCGAUUGUGAGUCUCAAAUCAGCAUUUUACACCGAGAACCCUAAUAGUAGAUUUAAAGGUGUUGCAGUAUCAAGUCCUUAAAGGGAUAGUUCACCCAAAAAUGUCUUUCUUCUGUUGAAUGCAAGAAAAGAUAUUUUAAAGAAUGUGGGUAACCAGACAGUUGAUGGCACCCAAUGAUUUCCAUAGUAGGGAGAAAAAAAAGUACUAUGGACUAUGGAACAUUCUUUAAAAUUUCUUCUUUUGUGUUCAACAGAAGAAAGAAAUUCAUACAGGUUUGGAACAACAUGAGUGUGAGUGAAUGAUGACAAAAUGUUCAUUUUUGGGUGAACUAUCCCUAUAACUUUAGCAUUUCAGUAAGUCACGAUUGACACCCACUUCCCACAUUUAUCAGUCUAAAACCCGAGUUAACAUGUCUGUUGCUUUUGUCACAUAUAUUGUGAAUAGCACCAUCAGCUGAGGCUGUUUUCUCACGGUGGCAUUGAUUUCCUAGCAGAGCUCAAAUUUGCAGAAGGUACACUGCAAAAUUAUGGAGGAGAUCAUUUGUGAUUUUGGAUGUUUAUAUCUAUCAUUUGCAUCUUUGUAGAAGGGAAGGUGAUUUAACAAUUAUUCUAUGCUGUAAAUACCUGGUUUUAAUAUCUGAUUCCUUGAAAAAAAAAAAAAACAUGUUUCAGCUCUCUCUCUGUAGUUUUCAGUAGUUGGUUGCUGUAAAAUACCUGCGUGAACAUGGAUUGUAAUGUGACACUUUAACCUAUCACAACUCAAAUGUUUUUGUUUUUUUCUUCUCAUAAUCAGUGAACACUUUAGAGGAUGAAAUGUACUGCUGUUUUGAUGUAAGCAAAAAAAUGUGUAUGGUAGUAACAUGUUUUGUUUAAAUUGCCUUUCUUGGUGUUUUAAAACAUGUUUUGUAUUUGUAUUUUGUACAUUUGUUGUUUAAAAUAAAGUGAUAGAUAUUUGGGAAAUUC